CAUUAAUUUUUUUAUUUAUUUUUUACUUCUUUUGCACAUAACAACAACAUGAGAGAGCCCAACUUGAGCUUUCCUUCACAAAGUAGAGCAGCAGUGUGUAUCACUUCUGCCUUGUAUGAUCGACGAGCACUAGAUUGUACAGCUACUUUACCUCUCGUUAAUUCACUCACUCAUCUUGCGUAUUUAACCUCCACCUCACCACGUAUAAGAGAAAUCUUGUGUCUAGAUGGCGGACUAGAGAGACUUGUACGCAUCUUGUUUCAUACCUCAAAUAGGUCAGAUAGAUUGACUCUUUGGAAAUGGACGCUUGCUUUCCAGAGUAUCGUCAAUGUUGGGGUAAGGGGAACUGAACACAUUCGAACUAAAGUAGUCGAUGCUGGUAUUAUUCCAUUUGUCAUUACUAUCCUAAGCAACUAUUCAAAGACUUUUGAUAUUGUGCACGGAAGAAGAGAGAAAGAUCCUUCACCUACUACUACGACGCCUUCAGCAGCCAGAACAACAUUUACAGCAGCAUCAUCAUCAUCAGUCGCUGAAGUAAAGCCGUCCGCAUCGAUUGCUACGCAAACAUUACGUCGCUCCACCUUUCCUUAUGUAAAGAUUGACCCAGCACAAAGAAGAUAUAAGCGUAUUCAUAAAGAUAUAAAGUUACCAGAGAUGGAAAACGUAUUUCACCGUGAAGAGGAUAUAUUAUUGUGCUUGCAAUUGUUGGCCUAUUUAUCCAAAUAUCCACAUAUUCGUGAUAUAUUCCACACCUCAUUUACAAGGAACGUAUUCAGCGUAGUGGAAAAAUUUUGUCAUCGUCUUCAACCCAAUUCGAUACAAUACUGGGCCGGUGUAAUUAUGAGAAAUGCAUGUCGAAAGGAUGAAACUAAAGGUGGUAUCCGACGCUGCGCCAAUAUGUCUUGUGGAAAGUGGGAGACUCAACCUCGUGAAUUUGCUAAAUGUCGACGCUGUAGAAAAGCCAAAUACUGCUCGAAAUCAUGCCAAUCCAAGGCUUGGGCUGACGGUCAUCGUUGGUGGUGUGUUGAGAAACAUGCAACUAGCGUCAAUGAAGCUGUCACCACUGCUACUGCAAUCACAACUACUGCUGCUCCUGCCAUGACAACCGUUACCAGUAGUAACAAUAUUGAAUCUGAUAAUGCCGAGACUUCCUCAGAAAAUAGACCUAUGCUUAUGGAAAUGGGACUAUAAAUUAAUAUAGUUUCCACUUAUCACACUCCCUUUUCUCACUCCUUUUUUAUCUUUUCUUUAUAUCAAGUAUACCUCCAUUUUUUAUUUUCUUUUUCUUACUUUCUGGCAUCUCAACCCAAAAAACUACACAAGCACACACACUCUCUUUUUUUUUUUAUUCUAGAUUAUAAUAUGCAUUUGUAUCUAUUUUGUUCACUACUACACACCCAUUUAUUGUUAAAAAACAAGCAGCAAAAAAAAAAAAAAAAAAAAAAAAAAAAAAAUCUACAACAAAAAAAA
Molecule: messenger RNA, 1470 nt
Organism: Mucor mucedo
Lineage: Eukaryota; Fungi; Mucoromycota; Mucoromycetes; Mucorales; Mucoraceae
Exons: 3
Coding region: 49-1191 (380 amino acids)
Biological process (GO): ubiquitin-dependent protein catabolic process; establishment or maintenance of cell polarity
Cellular component (GO): MUB1-RAD6-UBR2 ubiquitin ligase complex
Source: RefSeq, a predicted model, not a curated record